This is a messenger RNA of Pelobates fuscus (common spadefoot toad), 903 nucleotides long. It is a transcript of the gene CMTM5, whose product is annotated as CKLF like MARVEL transmembrane domain containing 5. Gene Ontology annotation, cellular component: membrane. The transcript is spliced from 6 exons. The coding region runs from base 119 to 568 and encodes 149 amino acids. The record is from RefSeq and is a predicted model, not a curated record. NCBI's taxonomy places the organism in Eukaryota, Metazoa, Chordata, Amphibia, Anura, Pelobatidae.
CUCGAUCAGCUGCAACUUCAGAUUCAGCUCAUCCUCUUCAUCAACACAGACACGGCUUUGUGUUACCCACCAGUCUCUCCAUCCAUUCCCUCCCCCGUCUUGUAGUCCCUGCCAGGGCAUGAGUGAACAAGAAGAACCCACCAGCUGUGGUGGCAAUAUUUUGGACAAUGAGUUUCUCAAGUCAUUGAAAGGACGAAUUCUUCUCAUGGAGCUGGUUCUGUGCUUUGUGGUAUUUGUCUGCUUUGCUGCCACCCUGUCUGCCUAUUUGGCCGCCCCACUCUUCGAGUUCAUCAUUACCCUCAUCUUCAUCAUCUUAAUUUCCAGUCAAUACAACAAGCGUCUGACAGCCCUCAACUGGCCCUGCAUGGAUUUUUUGCGCUGUGUUUCUGCUGCUGCUAUUUUGUUGGUAGUCUCCAUUGUGGCUAUAUUUCGGAGUUCUGGUUCUGGAGGAGCAAUAACAGCAGCUAUAUUUGGAUUUUUCUUGGUCUGUGUAUUCUGUUAUGAUGCUUUCACCACUUAUAAAGAAGAAAUUCAAGGGCAGAAAACGGAGACAAGAGAUGGUGUAUAGCAGUGACUUAAGAAGACAUGCGAUUGGCAUCCAAAAAGCCUCCAUUACCUUUGACAUUUUAUGAUUAGUUUUGUUGAGUGUGCAUAAUCCUAACACUCCAUUAAACAAGAAUGUCUGGAAUCUCAAUGGAUAACAGUGAUCUGGUGUACCAUAACCAACACUACUCUAAGAAACAAUGUGAAGACCAUAUGGAGGGCUCCUUUUAUUAAAUUAGCAUUUUUUGUCUAAAACAUUUCCCACAUUGUGGUACAUGCAACACUGUGUGAGUGUGUUAAUACGUAACAGCUGCUAUGAGUGUAUGUCUGAUGGCUGUGUGUACCGUGUUUCCUUAAAAU